Messenger RNA from Lactuca sativa (garden lettuce), 3385 nucleotides. Its product is annotated as receptor-like protein 7. Gene Ontology annotation, molecular function: protein binding. The record is from RefSeq and is a predicted model, not a curated record. Lineage: Eukaryota; Viridiplantae; Streptophyta; Magnoliopsida; Asterales; Asteraceae.
AUCUGGUUAUGCUUGUACGUUGACAUUACUUACUCAUGGUUUAUAUAUAAUGAGCAUUGCAUGUCCAUAAACAAUUAUAAAAUAAAACCCCUUUUUUAUUCAUGGCUCCAUACAUGAAUCACUUAAAGUUCUUGCAAACCAUCUCCCUUCUAUAUGUGUUGGUGACACUAACAUGCACUGGAUCAUCAACAAGCCAUGAUGAAGAAUGCUCAGCCUUGUUUCAGUUUAAACAAACCAUAAUUCAUCAACAUGAUGCGGCUUGUGCUGCUCAUGGUUCUCAAGUGCUCCAUUCAUGGAACACUAGUUUUGAUUGUUGUUCAUGGGAUGGGGUGGCGUGCAGCAAUGACCAUGAUCAGUACUAUGGUCAUGUGAUCGGCCUUGAUUUGAGUGAGAGCUCUCUUUGUGGGUAUAUCAACUCCAGCAGCACCCUCUUCAACCUUGUUCAUCUUCAGAGACUCAACCUUGCCAUGAAUUACUUUGGUGAAUCUCAAAUCCCUUCUGAGAUUGGUCGUCUAAAGCAAAUAAGAAGUCUCGAUCUCUCUUAUUCUGGGUUUAGUGGUCAAAUCCCAAAUGGAAUCUCGCAGUUGAUGCGAUUGUCUUCUUUAGAUCUGUCAGGGAAUUCACUAAAGCUUUAUAGUCCUAGCCUGAAGAAGCUGGUGCAAAACUUAACAGGACUUGCAGAACUCCAUCUUUCUGGGGUCGAGAUAAGUUCCUCUGUACCUCAUUUCUUGGCAAACUUUUCUUCCUUGAGAUCAAUCAAACUAAGAAGCUGUUCCCUGCAGAAUGAAUUCCCUGCGGCCAUAUUUGAGUUACCUAAGUUGCAAGUUCUUGAUCUGGCGAACAACACCGACCUCACUGGCUCCUUUCCUGAAUUUCAUGGCAACACCUUACUUGAAGAAGUGAUACUACCUCUCACAGGUUUCUUUGGGAUUAUACCAGAAUCCAUAAGCCACCUCAAGCAUUUGACAGUCUUGUCCCUUUAUAAUUGCUCUUUCUCGGGCCACAUUCCACGUUCACUCUCUAACUUGACGCAACUCACUGUCUUGACUCUUGGUGGAAAUAAGUUCACAGGUUCAGUUCCUUCAUUGGUAAGUCUUUUGAAUCUCGAUGUUUUGGCACUUUAUGGUAACAAAUUUGAGAAAGGACCUUUUCCCAAUUGGCUUGGAAAGCUGGGUAAACUUAGUGAACUCUAUGUGUCUGAUAUGAACACAAACAGUACUGAAAUCCCACUCUUUCUUGCCAACCUAACCAACCUUAAUGUGUUAAGUAUGGGGAAAAAUUCUCUUAUUGGCCGUUUACCAUCCUGGUUGUUCAACCAUACCCAACUAAAAGUAUUAGAUCUUCAAAUAAAUCAAUUGCAAGGACCAAUUCCAAACACAUUUUCCAGCUUCAAAAGUCUUGUGUAUCUUAACCUAGGUAGAAACAAUUUCAGUGGUAGGGUAGAACUCGACAUGUUCCUAGGACUCAACAAACUCCAAACACUUGAGUUAGGUUAUAACAAGAUAUCAUUAAUAGUCACCAACAACUACACCAAUACCACCUUACCAGAAUUUGAGUGGUUAGGACUGUCAUCAUGCAACUUGAAGGAAUUUCCUGCCUUUUUGCGCUUCCAAAAUAAAUUGACCGCCUUACUUCUUGACCACAACAACAUUGAUGGCCUGGUACCGGUGUGGAUCUGGAACAACAGCCGGGAAACAUUACAAUUCAUUAGCCUUUCAGGCAACUCCAUCACUGGCUUUGAUCAGCAUCCUCAUUUUCUCCCAUGGACAAAUUUAGAAGGAUUUUUUAUCCGUAAUAAUCAGCUACAAGGACAACUACCAGUUCCACCACAAACCACAGUUGAAUAUUCUGUCUCAAAUAAUAAUCUGACAGGAGAAAUACCACCGUGGAUAUGUGAAUUGAAAUCUCUUCAACUGUUAGAUUUGUCUUUUAACAACAUGAGCGGAACACUUCCUUCAUGUUUGGGCAUCUUAACCAAUUCGUUGAUGUAUUUGCGUCUGAGACGAAACAACUUCCAGGGCAAAAUGAUGAAUUCUCUUACGCCUGGAUGCCAGUUGACACAACUUGAAUUGAGCGAAAAUAGAUUUACGGGUCAGCUGCCAAGAUCAUUGACAAAUUGUAGGAAUUUAGAGAUUCUCUCUCUUGAAGAUAACUCUUUUCAUGACGCCUUUCCUUCUUGGCUUGGAAGUCUUGCGGAGCUACAAGUUCUAGUCUUGCGGUCCAACAAUUUUUAUGGUCCAAUUCAAGGUUCCUCACAGUUUCCUAAGUUGCGGAUCAUAGACCUCUCUAACAACAGUUUCAGUGGUCACUUGGACCAAAACUACUUCCAAACAUGGCAUGUCAUGAGCUCCGAAAAUCUUGGUAUAUCAUCUGCUAUGAAAUCAAUUAUAUCCUCCAAAAGCGUCUUCACAAAUGUGCAAUACGAGGUGACCUUAAUACACAAAGGUGUCAAAACAGAGUACAAUCGUAUUUUAACCGUAGUCAUGUCCAUUGAUCUAUCCUGUAACCAAUUUGAAGGAGAAAUCCCAGCAUCACUCCAAGAUCUUCAAGGCCUUCAAUCACUCAAUCUUUCCAACAAUCAUUUUACUGGAAGUAUCUUGCCAUCUUUAGGGAACCUAACAAAUCUUGAAGCUUUGGAUCUCUCUCGAAACGAACUAUCUGGGGAAAUUCCUCAACAGUUGGUGCAACUCGGAUUCCUUUCCAUCUUCAAUGUGUCAUUCAACCAUCUUCAGGGGCGUAUCCCACAAGGAAAACAGUUUGAUACAUUCGAUAAGAGCUCUUACAUAGGGAAUCCCCAACUGUACGGACGAACUUUAUCCAAGGAAGGUCAAGAUUUAAAGGUGCCAAGAGUUCCACCAGCAAGCAAUGUGUCUGAGUCUUUCUUCCCGAGUGAAAGAAUUGAUUGGAUCUUUGUAUUCUGUGGAAUUGGAAGUGGGUUGGUUGUUGGGGUUGUUAUUGGAAACUUUCUAUAUGAAAGGUAUAGUUAUCGGUUCACAAAGAGGAAGGACAGAUGGGUAAGGCCACUUCGUAACACAAGGAGAAACUAAGGAGGCGUCAUAGCUUAAAGUUCGAAGGGUAUGGAGAAGUUGUUGAAGACCUUCAAGGGAUUUCAGUUUGUUUUACCAUGUAUAGUAAGUGUAUAUUACGUUUAAGUUUGUGGUUGUCUGAAUUACAUUUCUUGGAGUAGACUUUCACUAUAAGAUUUUGAUGUAUCAUACAGUUCCAUUGUUUAAGUUUAUCGUUGAUGUAUGAUGGCAUGAUCAUAGACUCUUAUGUAAGCUAUUGAUAAGUAUUUACAACCUCAACCUCAACCUCAACCUUAGAUUUGGGGUUGUGAUAGUAUGAAAUUCAUGUAUAUUAUAUAUUUUCAAGUGAAAUUCAUGUA